Messenger RNA from Prunus mume (Japanese apricot), 2677 nucleotides. Lineage: Eukaryota; Viridiplantae; Streptophyta; Magnoliopsida; Rosales; Rosaceae. The record is from RefSeq and is a predicted model, not a curated record.
UUCCAUGCCAACCUAUCAACGCCAUUGGCACUGCAAAUACUGCCUUUCCCAAAGUAGCAAAAGGAAAAAUUCAGAAGCUCAGGCUUGCAACGAUUGGGAAGAUGAAAACAUCCAUUUGCAUGCUUUCACUAACGCUGAAGCUGAUGCUUCUGGUUCUCUCUCACAACAUCUUGUGCACGGUAGCGGUAGCAGGAGAGAGAGAGCAGCGGAUGAAAAAGACUUACAUCAUUCAGAUGGACAAGUCCAAAAUGCCUGCAAGUUUUGCCGACGACCAUUUCCAAUGGUAUGGCUUCUCUUUGAAAUCGGUGUCCAACUCAGCAGACAUGCUCUACACCUACAAAAAUGUUAUCCACGGCUUCUCCACCAGGCUAACUGCUGAGGAAGCUGAGCUGCUUGAAAAACAAUCCGGAAUUCUUUCUGUUAUGCCUGAGUUGAGAUAUGAGCUCCACACAACUCGGACGCCCCAGUUCCUUGGAAUGUUAGGCGGCAUAAACGAAGCCGUCUUCCCGGCAUCAGAGAAACUGAGCAAGGUCAUUAUUGGAGUGGUAGACACCGGCGUAUGGCCCGAGAUCAAAAGCUACGAUGACAAAGGGCUUGGGCCAGUGCCAAGAAGCUGGAGAGGGCAGUGUGAGGAAGGCAAGAACUUCAACUCCUCAAGUUGCAACCGAAAACUCAUUGGUGCGAGGUUUUUCCCAAAAGGGUUUGAAGCAUCAAUUCUUGGACCCAUUGAUGAAAAAGUAGAAUCAAGAUCACCAAGAGAUGUUGAUGGCCAUGGAACUCACGCCUCAACCAUUGCAGCCGGAUCUGCAGUUCCAGGAGCUAGCCUAUUUGGUUACGCUUCAGGGACAGCAAGGGGGAUUGCUACACAAGCUAGAGUGGCCACAUAUAAGGCUUGCUGGUCUGGUUGGUGCUUGAGCUCUGAUAUUCUAGCCGCAAUGGACAAAGCUGUUGAAGAUGGUGUCCACAUUUUAUCUGUGUCUAUUGGGAGAUCGCAGUAUGAGGAUUUAUACACCGACUUUAUUGCUAUUGGAGCUUUCUCGGCCAUGGCCAAGGGAGUCUUUGUAUCGUGUUCAGCUGGGAGUCGCGGCCCAGAAUCGGAUAGUACAUCCAAUAAUGCACCUUGGAUAACCACCGUGGGUGCUGGAACACUAGACCGUGAUUUCCCAGCAUAUGUUAGCUUGGGAAAUGGGAAAAAAUACAGAGGAGCAUCAAUUUACAGCGGAACACCCUUAUCUAGUGGAUUGCAUCCACUUGUUUAUGCUCGCAAUGCAAGUAACUCCACAAGUGAUCAAUGCGCUCCUGACAGCUUGAUUCCUGAAAAAGUUGUUGGGAAAAUUGUGGUGUGUGAUCAGGGAGGAACUAACAGGCUCGAUAAGAGUAUGGUGGUCAAAAAGGCCGGUGGCAUGGGGAUGAUUUUGGCUGACAUUGAAGGUUAUGAUGAAGAACAACUUGUUGUCGACUCAUAUGUCUUGCCUGUAGUCGUGGUUGGCCAAAAAGCCGGUGAUACAAUAAAAAGAUAUAUUGCCUCCCACGACAAUCCAAAAGCCACAUUUUCUGUCGGGAAGACAGAGUUGGGUGUCGAACCCUCACCGGUGGUGGCAGCAUUCAGCUCUCGAGGACCAAAUCCAAUCUGUGUAGAACUACUCAAACCAGACCUACUAGCACCAGGAGUGAAUAUCCUAGCUGGGUGGACUGGUGCAGUUGGACCAAGUGGACUCGCUGAAGACACCAGGCGGGUGAGCUUCAACAUUCUUUCAGGUACAUCUAUGUCAUGCCCACAUGUGAGUGGGCUGGCCGCGGUUCUCAAGGCGGCUCACCCAGAAUGGAGCCUUGCAGCCAUUAAAUCUGCUCUCAUGACCACAUCCUAUGCAACGUACAAAAAUGGCAAACCAAUCGAAGACGGUGCUACUGGAAAACCUGCAACACCAUACGAUUAUGGUGCCGGGCAUGUGAACCCGGUGGCAGCCCUUGACCCAGGCCUUGUUUAUGAUCUUACAGUUGAAGAUUACCUAGGCUUCCUUUGUGCCCUGCGUUAUCCAACAGAAGAUAUCAAGAAAGUCACUCACAUGGACUUCACCUGCGAUUCGAACAAGAAUUAUCGUGUUGAAGACUUUAAUUACCCAUCUUUUAGUGUUGCCAUAUUCACUGCAGACCCAGCGGGUAAUAAUAAUAUUACUGGACCAACCACUGUAAAAUACACAAGGACCCUGACCAAUGUGGGUACUCCAGCAACAUACAAGGUGUCAGUUCCUACACAGACACCUUCAGUGAAGAUCUUGGUUGAACCAAAAUCGCUGAGUUUCACUCGACCAUAUGAGAAGAAGACUUAUACUGUGACUUUUGUGGCCAGUCCUAUGACAUCUCGUACAAAUAGCUUCGGUCGCUUGGAAUGGUCUGAUGGCAAACACAUAGUGAGUAGUCCUAUUGCCAUCUUCUGGUAUUAACUUUAGUAGCAUUGUCGCGUCGUCGAACCUAAUUUAACUCCAGAUCCGGGGAGAAAGCGGCUCCUCUGCUGAUCCCCUAUGUCUAUGUGGCGGCUGUUUUCUUCAGUUUUUUCUUGUCUUAGCUGCCUCCAAUAACACAUCAAUUUUGUGGGUGAGUGUUUUUUCUUUUCUUUUUUUCUGGAAAACACAUGUCCAGAAUUUUGUUUUGCAUAUUUUUCAUUGUUCUACCCUGU